Messenger RNA from Notothenia coriiceps (black rockcod), 4303 nucleotides. It is a transcript of the gene hnrnpub, whose product is annotated as heterogeneous nuclear ribonucleoprotein Ub. Gene Ontology annotation, biological process: alternative mRNA splicing, via spliceosome; positive regulation of transcription by RNA polymerase II. The transcript has 14 exons. NCBI's taxonomy places the organism in Eukaryota, Metazoa, Chordata, Actinopteri, Perciformes, Nototheniidae. The record is from RefSeq and is a predicted model, not a curated record. Gene Ontology annotation, molecular function: RNA binding; protein binding; promoter-specific chromatin binding. Bases 196 to 2643 code for a protein of 815 amino acids. Gene Ontology annotation, cellular component: ribonucleoprotein complex; nucleus.
AAUUACGGUAACGGACGUCAUCCGCUUCCCCCACACCCAGCCGCUCAGCUCUUUUGCCGGUUAAAGCUUGGUCGGACAGCGCGGUGCCAUUUGGCGCAGUAUUGAGCUUCAUCUUUCGACAAAAAGGCUUCCAGUUAUUUAUUCAUAGUCGUAUUUGUGAAUUGUAUUUAAUAUAUUUGCCUUUAAACAUUCACAAUGAGCUCAAUUAACGUCAAAAAGCUGAAAGUGAACGAGCUGAAGGACGAGCUGAAAAAGCGUGAUCUUUCCGACAAGGGUCUGAAGGCCGACCUAAUGGACCGCCUGCAGGUCGCGCUGGACGAGGAGGCCCUCGGCGGAGAUUCCCCGCUGGACCCAGAAGCUGUGGCGGUCGAGGGUUCCGGCCAGGCCGCCGACCAUGAGGGCAUGGGAGAGGAAGAAGAAGGUGAGGGCCCGAUAGAAGAAAGCAUGGAGGCCAACGAGGAUGAGGAGGAGGAAGAAGAAGAACAAGAACCGGAAAAUGGAGGCAACGAUGAUGCCGUUGCCGAGGACGAAGAGAUGGGUGAGGGGGAAGAGGACGAAGACGACGAGAUGGAUCCCAUGCUCAAGGCUGAUGUCGACGACAUGGAGAAAAUAGACACAGAGGAUGGUGAGCCCGCAGACCAGACUGCAGAGGGGGAUGCGGACAAAGACACGAAUGCUGAUCAGAAGAAUAAGAAGGGUGUUAAGAGACGCCGGGAGGAACAUGGAAGGGGCUACUUUGAAUUUAUUGAAGAGAACAAAUACAGCUGGGCCUCAUUCAAGUCUCCCGUGCCACCCCUUGAGGAGGAAGAUGAGGAGUUUGAUGACACCAAAGUCUGUCUGGAUACCUACAACUGCGACCUGCACUUUAAGGUGUCGCGGGACCGUUACAGCGCCUCAUCUCUCACCAUGGAGAGUUUUGCUUACCUCUGGUCCGGAGGCAAGGCCACCUACGGCAUGAACAAAGGCAAAGCCUGCUUUGAGAUUAAGAUUGCAGAGAAAAUCCCUGUGAAGCACAUCUCCAGCAAGAACAUGGAGAUUCAUGAUGUCCAGGUCGGCUGGUCCCUGUCUACUGGCACCCUACUUCUUGGCGAGGAGGAACAUUCUUAUGCAUACUCUGGGAAAGCCAAGAAGACCACCAACUGUGUGACCGAGGACUUUGGAGAAACCUACGAGGAGAAUGACGUCAUCUGCUGCCUCAUUGACUUUGAGGGAGAUGAGGUGGUGCUGUCCUGUUCUAAGAAUGGCGGGGAGCCAGCUGUUGCUUUCCAGGUCAACAAGGACUCUCUGAGCGGCCAGGCCCUCUUCCCACACGUCAUCUGCCAUAAUUGUGCUGUGGAGUUCAACUUCGGCCAGAUGGAGACUCCGUACUUCCCCCAGCCCCAGGGCUACACCUUCCUGCAGCAGAUCCCAGUGGACGACCGUGUCCGGGGACUCAAGGGCCCACAGACCAAAGCUGACUGUGAGAUCAUAGUGAUGGUCGGCCUGCCAGGCUCAGGGAAGACCACAUGGGUGAAGAACCACGUCCAGGAGAACCCUGGAAAAUACUACAUCCUGGGCAGUGACACUAUUGUGGACAAGAUGAUGAUCAACAGUCUGAAACGCCAGUCAAAGGACAUCACAAAGCUGAGCGCCAUUUCCCAGAGAGCACCACUUUUCCUGGGAAAGUUUAUUGAGAUUGCUGCCCGCAAGAAGAGAAACUACAUCCUGGACCAUACUAACCUGUCUGCCCCGGGCCAGAAGAGGAAGAUGUGCUUGUUUGCGGGCUUCCAGCGCAAGGCUGUGGUGGUCUGCCCUUCUGAUGAGGACUACAAGGAGAGGGUCCAGAAGAAGGUGGAGAGCGACGGCAAAGAAGUGCCCGAGCACGCCCUCUUUAAAAUGAAAGGCUUCUACUCGCUGCCGGGGGAGGGAGAGAGCUUCAAUGACGUCGUCUUCGCCGAGCUGCAGAAGGAGGAGGCCGGCAAGCUGCUGGAGCAGUACAAGGAAGAGAGCAAGACUGCCCUGCCCGCUGAAAAGAAACCCAACCAGGGAAGCACAACACCAAAAAGGGGGGGUGGUCUGCGUGGAGGCGGACGCGGGGGCGGGGGCAAGAACCAGUUUGGCCGUGGAAGUGGACCUGGACCGAGAGGCGGCAGCCGCGGAGGCUUCCAGAACAGAGGCAACUUCAGAGGAGCUCCCGGCCCUCGUGGAGGCUUCAACCGCCCACCCCGCGGCUUCCUGCCUCCCCCCGCCUUCAGAGGAGGCUUCCAUAACCGUGGAAACUUCAACAGGGGAGGCGGCCCUAUUCCUAGUCUGGGCGGAUCCCCUCGUGGCGGACCAAUGAGAAACAUGGGACCCAGAGGCGGACCCAUGAACAGAGGUGGUCCAAUGAACAGAGGCAACAUGAGCAGAGGGGGUGGAGCCAACAUGCACCGUGGAGGGGCCCGGGGCCACCACAACCAGCAGUUCCAGCCGAGAGGUGGUAACCGCGGCAACUACGGCAACUUUGGAAACAAGAAUGGCAACUUUGGUGGCAACAGGAACGGCGGCAACUUUGGUGGCAACAGGAACAGCAUGGACAAGGCCCAGGCCUUCAACCAGAGCUGGCAGCAAGGGUUCUGGAACCAGAAGCCCUGGAGCCAGCAGUACCAGCCUGGAUAUUACUAAGACACUUGUAACUGACUGGUGGCCCACACUAAGAUCCACCUCAAGCCACGGAACAUCCCUCCACCCCGCUUUUUCAGAUUUUCUUUUCCUAGAACCCCAUUUUUAAUAGCUUAAAAAAAAAAAAAACUGAUAAAUAUUUACCGUGAUAUGGAGCAACAACAUUCCACAUCAGGGAGGAGACGUCAUCCUGAGUGUAAUUGAAGCUUUAUAUAUAUCUACGAACACAUUCUUGGGUUUCCCCAAAUCAUCCGGUUUCUUUCUUUUCGUUGUACAUUUCCUUUUUUCACCUCUUUUAAAUGACGUGCUUUUAAAGAAAUCUGUUUGUAAUAUCAGGAACCAGAAACAUUUUGCUAGCCCGGCAGAUGUUGAUAAAGGUUUUUUUUUUUUUUCAGGGUUGUGUAUUUUUAUCUGUGCUGUGAUUUUUAUUUGUUUUGCUUUUUUGUUACAAAUUGUAAAUAUAAUUUUUUUUUUUUUGCGUAGUUUGUAUGAGAAGGAACCUUGGCAUAUUAGAGAGAAGCAUGGUAGCUGCAUAUAUUGUUAGUCCACUGUCAAUCAGUUCAACUGAAGUAACAGAUGACUUGUCUUUUGUUCCCAGUAUCAAACCUGUAACCUAAACUCCAUAGAUCUACAAUAAACAACUCGUUGGCUUUUUUACAUUCUUCCUGGCUAUUGACUUUUGAUUCAGUUCAAAGGUGUGUAAAAGACCUUUGAGUGGGUGGAGUCCUAGUUUGUUACUUCAAACAGGAAGGACACGCCUCCAGUUUACACCUCAUUAACAAAGUAUUCCCUUCAAGUGUUUCUUUGAUACCAUGUAGCUAUUCUAAUGUACAUUGCUUUGAGACAGUGUUUCGACCAAGCCAUUUUAAGGAUCUAAGUAAGCCAUUUUGUACAACAUUUCUCUUUUUUAAAUUUGUGUUUAAAAGUAUUUGUUCUUAGAAAAUAGAGCCCUUGAUUCUCAGGUUUAUCAAAGGGUCCUUUAGUGCAGUAGACUUCUGAAAACAGCUAGCACUGAUCAACUAAUUCCAAAUCAGAACCACAAUUUAUGAUUCAAAUGACAACUAUUUAACAUGUUUGAGAGUUCAGCACAAAUGGAGUGAAAAGCAGGCAGGGUUACUCAUUUUCACCAGCAAACCUAAAGGGCUGUACCAUGACAACACCACCAUGAUGGAAAUGGAUGACGUUUUUCAACUUAAAGGCAUUAUUUUUUUGAAUUUAGGUUCGUCUAAGUGACUGUGGCCCCCCGCAAUAAUGGCAGCUCCUCAUCCAACAGCUCAUAAAAUGUCCCUGCACAUUUUCCCUGGCAGAGGACGCCCUGCCUAACCCUGCAACAUCAGAACUGGAAAACCUGAUCUGUGUUUCUAAUGUUUACCUCCCGGUGUUAUUAACAAACAUGUAAAUACAUCUCAACCAUGCACGAAUGUUCAUUAAUGGGCUUGGAGUAAUAACUGUAUUGUGAUAACAAAAGUGUUGGUUUGCCUAAAUAACUGCGAUGUGAUUAAUUGUCCGCUAAAUUUAAUUGUGUGGAGAGUUUUUGCUCCUUUCAUUGUACUUGAUACAUAAAAUCUAGCAGAAUGCAAGCUUUGAGUUUACAGUAUAACACGACAGACACUAUAUUUUUAUCGCUUUAUGUUGCAGGUUGUAUAUCGGGUCUUUUAUUAUU